ACUUUUGUCUUCACUGUCAGAGUAAUUUUGCUCACUGCAAUGUUGGAAAUACUCAAUCUGAUUAAUAUACAUUUUUAUACCCCAUUUCUUACAGUGUACAAACCAAUAUCAAAGAUUGUAUAGUUGUCCUCUGAAACUGAUUAGUCCUCUCUUCCUCAGAUGUAGUUCUGUUGUUUGGAGAAAAGAUUUUCCCAGGUAGGGGAACUUUAUACAUCUUUCAAUAGCAGAUCAAUUAGAUCAUAAUUGGUUUUCAACAGAAUCCCAAAUUAGCUUCACUGAGCAACUAACAGUGAACAAUCUGUUUGCAGAGCCAGACUACGACAUAGAAUACGCCCCUCCAGACUAUGACAUGCCUUCUGAAGAAGACAUCCCCUCAAGCCCUCAAGAUAGACCUCCAGAAAAUGAGUCAGACCUCAUUGCAUCAGAGGCCCCAGAGGACCCCGAGGACCUGGUCGACCCAAAUGCCCCAUCAGAAGAAGAUGCAACGCCCCCAGACAAACUUCGUCUGGAGGCUGAUUGGGUCAAGUGCGACACCUGUUCCCGGGUCGUCAAGACGGCCAUCAAGCACAGAGUGACCGACACCACCUGGUUAAUGUGUGGCAUAUUCUCAGCUGUUGGGUGUGUGCUUGGAUGUUGCCUCAUCCCAUUUAUGUGUAACUACUUCAAGGACGUGUCUCACUACUGCCCCAGAUGUAAGGGCAAGCUCCAAAACGUGCCCAGAUUUUGAGAAGAGUCCAGACCUAUCAUCAAAUGAGACGACAGAAAAAGAAGAGAGUAGCAUUUCUUUUCUUUUUUAAAAAAAGUUUUUUUUUAACCUUUCAUACCUUUAUUGGACCGAGAGGAUGAGGGGAAGGAGGAAGAAAUGAUCUCGACCAGAAUGAAACUCGGGCCUAACAGUAUUGCCUUGUGUUUUUGCCACAACUGAUCUGGGGACAGCUGAAGCCACUAAGUUGGUCUUAAGGACUGAAGUGAUAAGUCACAUUCUCGUUCUUUCAGUUUGAGACUGAGACUCAAGACUGACACGUUGGAUUGAAUAUGAUGAAUGACAUAUUUAUAUGUACAAAAUUAAAACCAACAGAGCUCACAUUCAACCAUCUCACUGACAAAAGAGGAAAUCGACUUUGCAACUGGCUUGUUUGAGGAAAACAAACAAUCAGUAACCAGCAGCAUGAAGAGAAAACAACGAUGUCAUCCAACUACACAGUGUACAUGUGGACACAGGGCCGCGGACAACUUUGGCCAGACUCGAGACAAAGUCAUCUGAAAGCCCCCCCCCCCCCUUCUGACGUGUAAUGGGACCCAAUUCUCUCCCUGGGCCCAGGACAACGGACCUCUUUGUCCCUCCCUGUUAGCUUUCCUGUGUGGACGUGACCGACAUGACUUCCUGGUGCAUUGUCAUUGACACAGACAAGAUAGAUGAUGUCGGAGUUUCAACAAGCCGAGAGUCAUUUGGCUACCCAGCCACCGGAAUUACCGACAUUAGCAUACAUUACGAGCUAGCGGUGGUAAAAUAGGCAAAUGGACAAAAUAGACUAGGCAAAUAGACUGCUUGCGUCAACAUGGAAAAGAAAAAGUCCAGCUCAGUCAGCCAGUAGUCUAUUGUGAGGCCUUUUGUGGUUAUAAGAAAAAUAAUGUGUUGUUUUUGAAUGAAUGGCUUAUUUACAUACAACGUGAACAGGGUUUAAAGGUGUUGUAUAUAUUUUUAGGUGGUUAGACCACUUCACAUGCAAUGGAUUGGUAGGUAGUACUGUAUUUACCGUGUUUCAUGACUUCUCUGUAGAUAAUUAAAGAAUCGUUUUAUUCAAACUAAUCACACAUUUAUCAAAUUCCGAUGGAUUUUUUUUUUUUUAAAGACUGCAUUGCACAUGAACGUCACAGUACAUCUUAUUUUAUUGACACAUAGACAGCAUACAUAGACUGUGUAAGGUUUAUCUUGUUUGUUUCAUUUUAACAUUUUUUUUAAUCUUCUUUUCUUUCCUUUGAACUAUUUACACAGAAAAGAGCCCAUGGAUGCGUAGAGACAUGUAUAAAAAUAUGCAUUACAAUACAUCCAAAAAUUUAAAUAUGUACACAAUGUGCAAAACGUAUGGCAUUAUGGAUGAUCCAGCCUAUCUAAAUGGGGAGGAAUCUGGAAGAGCUUGGCUCUUGGCCAGCUCUCUUUCUCUAUCUAUUUCUUCCAAUCAUCUCUCUCUCCUCUCAUCCCUGCUUUUUCCUUGCUCCCUUUCUCCACCUCUGCUGCCAGAAAACAAACAGCAUCACAGGCCAACUACAGGAGGAUAGUCUAGGACCCAAAGCAGGACAGCGAUGGCCAAUAAUAAUAAUAAUAAUAAUAAUAAUAGAUGACGACAACAACAACAACAACAAUCAUUAAAAAAUUCAACAAAAACAUAGUAUUCUCAAUAAAAACAUACAAAUGGGGGGAUGAUUGGGGUGUGGAAUUUCGGGAAGGGGAGAGCAGGGAUGGGGUGGGGGAGUAAGGAUGUUACAUUUGAGUGGUCCAGGUGACAGGUUGAAAAGAGUCUAAAGAACUAAGACAAAAAGGGAGCCCCCCCCCUCUUGUUGUUUGACAGAACAAAAACAAAAAGACAACAAGUAUCAAGUUAUUUGUUUGCGUGACUCUGAUAGGAGGCAAAGCAAAGCAAAGCAAAGCAAAAGGCGAACGGCAUGAUGGGUAGCCAUGAUGGACACCUGGGGUGCAUUUCUCGAAAGAGAAGUUGUUAGCAUGUUAGCAACUUGGGUAGUUGCCAAUGGGAAAAUGCAUUGAAAACAAGAAAGUAGCUAAUGUAGUAAGCAACUUUGGUUUCGAGAAAUGCACCCCAAGGCAGAAGAUAUGAGGGGAGUAGAAAACACUAGACAUAUAUAUUUAAUAUGUGUGACACAUGAAAUAUAUGACAUAUUUAUCUACGUAUGUCUAUGGUGUUGUAAGGACUUAUUGCUUUGCUCAUAGCCUCAUUGAGGCGAUUCAUGUUCACUUGAUGGUGCAUCUUCCUUAAGUGUGUUAACUUCUGCUUGUAGCCAAAAUCAAUAAAGGAAACCAUUUGCUGUAAUCUAACGCUCUAAAAAAUGGAAAUUAUAUCCAUUACCAUAAAACCGACACCAUAAAAUCAUUGACUAUAUAGUUUUGUUUUUUAAAACUUCUUUCACUAUUUUUAAAAAAAAGUUAUCAUUGACCAUCCUAGAAUGUUUUCCACUGUUUCUUUGGCAACUAUGGCUUGUUCUUUUUCUACAACUCAAACACUCGCAAGGGACGUUCUGACAAAGAAAAGAAACAAAAUGACACCAUUACAACUCCCUCGUUUUCAAAUGGUUGGCUACACCCCAACACAUUUUUGACUCAAGUAGCUACAGUAUGAUAACAUGUGCUAUUCUGUAUAUAGGCAGACCCUUCAGUAGACCUUAUACAACAUGCUAGGCUUUAAGCAUGUUUCAUCAUUGGAGCGUUCAGGCCGACUGAGAACUGUGCUGGUGCCCGUUCCAGCACCUAAUUGCGAACUGGCUGGCGUGUUCACAACACAGAUCUUAGCAUUUGUGAACUGGAAAGUUGGUUCGAAAUGUAAACAGAAAAAUACUUGUUUUUUCUCUGUGAACCCUGGAGUCGACAUGGACGUCAGCAGGUUCAUCCUGGUAACAUACAGUCACAGGUAGUUCAGACCCGAGUAUUAACGCGGAUGGUUCACAGGUAAGCACUUUAGUGCCGAACCUAACUUGUGCGGGCAAGAGCACCCGCACCGCUCUGGUUGGCCCGAACACAGUACAUGUGGGAAGGCCUCUCGAUUGGAUCUGUUUUGAUGAUCUCAAACCCAGUGAGUGGG
Engraulis encrasicolus (European anchovy) is the source of this 3812-nucleotide messenger RNA. RefSeq names its product lipopolysaccharide-induced tumor necrosis factor-alpha factor homolog. The record is from RefSeq and is a predicted model, not a curated record. Gene Ontology annotation, molecular function: zinc ion binding. The coding region runs from base 350 to 727 and encodes 125 amino acids. Gene Ontology annotation, cellular component: nucleus; cytoplasmic side of late endosome membrane; cytoplasmic side of lysosomal membrane. NCBI's taxonomy places the organism in Eukaryota, Metazoa, Chordata, Actinopteri, Clupeiformes, Engraulidae. The transcript has 4 exons.